AUGUCUUGCCUGAAGCAAACAAUCAAGCAGCAGCACAAGCUCAUUAACGCUGUCCUUACUAGCAUUGACUCGUUAAAGAUGGCGCAAGAGAGAUCCAAAUCCCCAAUAUUAAAAGACGCCAUCGAGCUGGUCGUGGGGGCGGUGGAGGCUCUCGUCCCAAACAGAAACGCACUUCACGGUGCGUUUUAUGAGGCAGAGAAAGCCGCCAUAGCGAGCCUGGGGGGCAGUGCUCCUACCAACCAGAAUGCAGCCAGUCUUCAAAACCAGGAAGCCAUUCUUAAGAUUUGCGACGAGUUAAAGACGUGCUUAUCUCAGCAACAGGAGGAGAUUAACGCACUUCAGAGCGCACAGGCUGGGCCCACGUAUCCUGCUCAGGCCAACGCACACAGGCCCGCACAACGAGCCCCUAGCUCUGCGGACGGAACACAAGGAUCUUCCAACAAGAUGCCAAGUGUCCUCUCCCGGGCCCCUACCAACUUCAAGCCUCACCCCGACAACACCCCUGUCGAGCCCUGGGUGGCCGUAGAGCGCAAAAGAAAAAAUCAAAACAAAAACCCUGAAAGAGUUCCACGGGCUGCAGAUGGCAAAACCUCCAGGAAACGCGGAAGACCUCCUCCCCCUGACGCAAUAGCCGUCAAACCCAACGAAGGCGAAACAUUCGCCGACAUUCUUAGGUCGGUCAGGAAAGACGUGGACGUGGAAAAGACAGGUGCCCACAUUACCUCCAUCGCAGAAAGCAGCAAAGGCGAAGUGCUCAUCAGAGUGACUCGAGGGGAAAGUAAGAGGUCUGAUCUCGAGUCAGCCAUCAGAAACGCCUUAGGGACACGUGCCUCUGUACGCGGUCUAGUCAGGCAUGACAACCUGGACAUUACUCGGCUGGACGGGGUCACUACUGAAGCCGAGAUCACUGAAGCCCUCAAGGACGCCGCGGCACUCCCACCAAACGAUGACUCAGUCAGAAUCCGAAACGUCAGACCUGCCCCUGGCGGCAUAAGGAGAGCGACUGUCUCCAUGAGAAGCGUCGACGCCAUCAAAAUUGCCAAAGGAGGACGCGUCAAAAUACUACUAGUAUGGGCAACAGUCCGCCUCCUAGAGAAACCGACCAGGUGUUUUGGAUGCCUGGGUUUUGGCCACACAAGGUCCAAAUGCACUGGUGCGGACCGCACCGAGGCCUGCAGCCGCUGUUCGAAAGCCGGGCACAGAGCGGCAGACUGCAGUAACCCUCCCAUGUUCAUCUCCUGCGCAGACCUAGGUGCUCCCGUGGACCAUUUCCCCGGAAGCAACAAAUGCACUUCUCUUAAAAAUUCCAAACACCGCAGCGAGACGGCCUCCAGCAGCAGCCGUACGCUCACUAAUCAGCAACAAUGA
Molecule: messenger RNA, 1368 nt
Organism: Macrosiphum euphorbiae (potato aphid)
Lineage: Eukaryota; Metazoa; Arthropoda; Insecta; Hemiptera; Aphididae
Source: the annotation of a GenBank genome assembly